Molecule: messenger RNA, 540 nt
Organism: Lentinula edodes (shiitake mushroom)
Lineage: Eukaryota; Fungi; Basidiomycota; Agaricomycetes; Agaricales; Omphalotaceae
Exons: 6
Coding region: 1-540 (179 amino acids)
Source: RefSeq, a predicted model, not a curated record
AUGUCCAAUCAUCUUCAAGCCCUCCCCGGCUUUUAUAAAUUACUUUUCUUCUACCUUGAACCAGCGUCUGCUAUCAUUCCAGCUCCAAUGAUUUGGCUGUGGCCUGGCGCGGCUUGGUUUCAUCAUGAACAGAUUCCUCAUUCCAACCCUUCUUUCCUGGCUUCAGAAUCUCUGGAUCCUCGAACCGCUGUUGCAUUGUGGCAGCUUGGUAAUUGCUAUAUGCUUGUAGGACUAAUAGUAUCUCUCGUCUUUCGAGUAGCGGAAGACGCAUUUCGUGAUAAUCCUGUUGCACAAGAGCGAAUUAUUGGUGCAACUCUUACCGCAAUGGCAAUUACUGACGUUACACACGUUUUGUCGAGCCUCAUCGGACUGCCUACUGAUAUUCGAUACGAUAUCUUUUCAUGGAAUGGUAUAACGCACGGCAACAUCACAUUCACAACGUUUGUUUUCUGCGUCAGGUUGGCGUGGUUCAUGGGUGUAGGAAGGCGUCGUUUUUAUUACGGCCAAAGGCGGCCUGUACAUGGAAUUAAAUCCCGAUGA